AUGGACGAUCAGAAUGACCCAGAAAACUCGGACAUCUUAUCCUUUAUGCCUCUGUAAGUUUGUUCUGAACGGACAUGAAUAAUUAAUAUAAUUUUAGUGGUUCUGGGCAAGAAGUGGGCCGUUCAUGCCAUUAUCUGAGCUUCAAAGGAAAAAGAAUCAUGGUAAGCGAGUUUCUAUAUUUUUCUUAAAUUUAGGAAGAAGGAUGUGUAAUAUAAACAGACGUUGAUUUGCAAUAUAAUGUCGCCGAUUUCAGCUGGACUGUGGAAUUCAUCCUGGAAUGCACGAUUUUGCGGCUCUUCCAUUUGUUGAUUUAAUUGAUGCAGAAUCCUUGGACUUAAUUCUGAUCACACAUUUCCAUCUUGACCAUUGUGGCGCUUUGCCUUGGUUUCUGAACAAAACAGGCUUCCGUGGUCGAUGUUUUAUGACGCAUGCAACAAAAGGGAUCUACAGAAUGAUCCUCGGUGACUACAUCAAGAUGUCCAAAUAUGGAACCAGUCAUGAUAAGGCCAUUUUUUCCGAACAAGAUCUCGAACGAAGUAUGGAAAAGAUCGAAGUGAUCGAUUUCCACGAACAAAAGGAAGUAAAUGGGAUUAGAUUCUGGCCUUAUGUUGCUGGCCAUGUCCUUGGAGCUGCAAUGUUUAUGAUUGAGAUUGCGGGGAUCAAGGUCUUAUACACUGGAGACUACAGUAUCCUCGAGGACCGACAUUUAUGUGCGGCCGAAGUUCCAGCCAUGACUCCGGAUAUUCUCGUCUGUGAAUCUACUUGUGGCACUCAAAUUCACGAAGGCAGAGAGGAGAGGGAAAGGAGGUUUAUCACCAUGAUUCAUGAGAUUGUUGCCAGAGGUGGAAGAUGUCUGAUUCCGGUCUUUGCCUUGGGAAGGGCGCAAGAAUUAAUGUUAAUUUUGGACGAAUAUUGGGAGUCACAUCCGGAAUUACACGACAUUCCGGUGUACUGUAAGUGUUUCUACGAGUUUUCUCGGUUUUAUUAUGUUGUAGUACUUACUGUUUCAAUUUUUAUUUUGUUUUAUAAUUUAAUUUUUUUACAUGUGUUUUUAGAUGCGAGUUCCCUGGCGAAGAAAUGCAUGGCAGUAUAUCAGACUUUUGUGAGUGGAAUGAAUCAAAAUGUGAAGAAUCAGAUGGCCAUGGGAAAUCCGUUUGUUUUCAAGCACAUUCUUAACUUAAAAGUAAGCAGUAAUCUUAUUUGCAAGAUGUUUUCAAUUUAUUUUGACUAUGUUGAGAAUUAAUUUCGACUUCAGACAAUUGAUCAUUUCGAUGACGUUGGCCCUUGUGUUGUCUUGGCCAGUCCAGGAAUGCUUCAAAAUGGGUUAAGUCGAGAAUUGUUCGAAGCCUGGUGUACUGAUUCGAAGAAUGGGUGCAUUAUUGCUGGCUAUUGUGUGGAGGGAACCUUGGCCAAGCACAUUCUCUCGGAGCCCGAGGAGAUUGUUGCUUUGGCGGGCCAUAAACUCCCAAUGAGGCUUCAAGUCGGAUAUUUCAGUUUUUCGGCUCAUGCUGAUUACAGUCAGACAAGUAAAUUCAUCGACGAAUUGAGGCCUGCUCAUUUGGUAAGUUCAUUUCUGGGAUAAAAGUUAUGAGAACAAUAUGUUUUAUGUGAUUUUAGAUCCUUGUCCAUGGCGAAAUGAAUGAGAUGAAUCGAUUGAAAGCAGCCAUCACUCGAACCUACGAAGACGACCCAGAAUACAAAAUCGAAGUGCAUAAUCCUCGCAAUACCGAGACGGUUAAUUUGUAUUUCCGAGGACAGAAAACGGCCAAAGUUGUGGGACAGUUGGCGCAAGAACCGGCCUUGGAUAACAAUAUUAUCAGUGGAAUCCUGCUAAAAAGAAACUACAAUUUCCAUCUGUUGAUGCCAAGUGAUCUCAGCGUGUAUACAGAACUGUCGACAUCUACAGUGAGUGAGAGGAAGAGCUUAUAUUACGAUGGAAGACUGCCUCAGCUGAUGUAUAAUCUGGGACAGUUGACCGAAAAGUACACUAUACAUGCAAUGCCGAAGAUGGAUUCGAAGAAGGAAGAACCGGACUAUAUUAUCAAAAUGUUUGAUGUAAGUUGCGAACCAUAAUUGUUAGGGAAAUUGACAUUGUUUUAGGACAAGAUCGACAUAAAAUAUUAUGAAAAACAUCGAGUAAUUCUUCUGGAAUGGGUAUCAACCCCGGUUUCCGACAUGUAUUCAGACGCUAUUAUGUCGGCUAUUUUGCAUGCCCAGACAAAUCAAAUCCCAUUGAAACGUAAGGAAUUUGAUUACAUUAUAUUUGAUGGAAUCUUUUGCCAAUAGUUCAUUCCAGAUAUUCCCAAGCAAAUCAAGGAUCUCGUCAAGUCUGUGAAAGCCGAAAAAGACAUCAAAGAGCCGGUUGAACACAAGUUAAAUCAACCAUUGGCUUCUCAAAAUCGAAUCGAUGCCUUCAAAGCGACAAUCCGAGAGAUCUGUGGGGAUGUCGAGAUUGAACAGGAUAACGACGUCUUAAAAGUAGUCGUGGAUGGGAAGGAAGCAACAAUAGAUACGAAUACCAUGCACAUUACAUGCUCCGAUCUUCUGAUCCAACAUUUGUUGGGAUCUGUCUGCCAGAAGGUCUCUAUUACAUUGGCACAAAUAUAA
This is a messenger RNA of Bursaphelenchus xylophilus (pine wood nematode), 2607 nucleotides long. The record is from the annotation of a GenBank genome assembly. Lineage: Eukaryota; Metazoa; Nematoda; Chromadorea; Rhabditida; Aphelenchoididae.